AUGCAAUCGCCCCUUAAUCAUGCUCAGAGCGACAGCAGCGGAAGCCCUAACAAUUCUGCGAAGCCGAAGCCUUGCCUGGCUCGAGACUUCUCCCACUACUACUCCCAUGCAACUCGGAAAAGAACUGAGAGCAAUGUGAAGCAGCUGUACAAGUACUUUGCAAUUCCGGGAAUCCAUAAUCUAGCCGGAGGCCUGCCACACGCCUCUCUCUUCCCAUUCGACUCACUCGAAGCGGAUGUUUCGCUUCCGAAUAGAAUAUCCCCAGAUGGGAAUUUUGAGAGGGCUGCCCCUUCGCAGAGACUGCUGAUUCCAAAAGAAAGUGACAUUUCUGAUGCUCCGACGAAAAUAGACCUGACGACAGCCUUGCAAUACGGCACGGCAGAAGGAUACCCACCUCUGCGGUCAUUCAUCCGCCAGUUCGUCCGAGAAAUACUACAUCCUAGUGUACCGUAUUUUGGAGGGCCGGAAAUAGUUCUAACUUGCGGAUCGACUGAUGGCUUCUGUAAAACCAUCGAAGCCUUCACUAAUAUCUGGGACGAGGAUUGUGAUUGGAGAGCGCGCCAGGGUUUGUUGUGCGAGGAAUACGCAUACCCUAAUGCUAUACAAGCCGUUCAACCUCGUGGCCUCAAUAUCGUUCCUGUCGCGGUGGACUCGCAUGGGAUGAAGGUAGGAGGGAAAGGUGGGUUGGCUGACAUCCUGGAUCACUGGGAUUUCGGUCGGGGGCAGAGGCCUCAUUUGAUGUACACGGUGACGCUCGGCCAGAACCCCACUGGGUCAGUCCUACCGCUUCGAAGGCGGCGGGAAAUAUAUUCCCUUUGCCGGAUAUAUGACAUCAUUAUUAUUGAAGACGAGCCAUAUUGGCAUUUGCAAUAUCCAUCUACCGCCAGGAAUUCAGAGUCCGGUGAAGAUUGGACCGAUUCCAGUGCUCGCGGCGAACCUUCUGGUUACCCGUUCCUGGACUCACUAGUCAGCUCGUACCUCUCUAUAGAUAUAGAUGGCAGGGUCAUUCGCCUUGAUACCUUUUCCAAGAUCAUCGCUCCUGGAUGCCGUCUUGGCUGGUUGACAGCACAGCCAGAUAUUGUGGAGCGCAUACUGCGUAUAACUGAAACUUCCACGCAGCAGCCCUCAGGGUUUGCACAGGGGAUGGUUUCUAAGCUCAUCCUGGGUGAUCAACUAGAUGAUGUAUCUACUGGAAAGUCUUUGGAUGAGGGCAACCCAGGAUGGCGUAUGGAUGGCUGGGUUCGCUGGCUCGAAGGGCUACGCGGAGGGUACGAGAAGCGUAUGCAAACAAUGUGCACCAUCCUGGAAGAGGGCAAGUUCUCCCCGGUGGAAGAAACAGUGCCACAGGACGUCGAAGAGUGGGAGAUCCUCAACAACGUCCAAAUGUUCGAUUUUGACUGGCCUGGUGGAGGGAUGUUCGUGUGGAUCAAAAUAUGCUUGGAAACGCAUCCGCUAUGGAAUCAAAUGCCAGCCGCUGAUCUCUCAAACGCUCUAUGGAAGCACUUGAUUAAAAAGCCCUACCGAACCAUCGUCGCUCCUGGUUGGGCGUUUGCACCCACUGAUGAAGGGAAGAAGACUUCCUGGAGAUAUAUGCGCCUUUGCUUUGCACCCAUGGAUGAGAGUGAUGUUGCACUGACGAGUCAGAAGUUCGUUGAGGGCAUUCGAAGUUUCUGGCAAGUAAAAUGUGUUUACUGCAUGAGUAAUGAUGACGAUGAUAGCUGUGGCGACGAAGCCUUGCAUCCAUAA
This is a messenger RNA of Ophidiomyces ophidiicola, 1746 nucleotides long. RefSeq lists its product as uncharacterized. Gene Ontology annotation, biological process: biosynthetic process. NCBI's taxonomy places the organism in Eukaryota, Fungi, Ascomycota, Eurotiomycetes, Onygenales, Onygenaceae. Gene Ontology annotation, molecular function: transaminase activity; pyridoxal phosphate binding. The transcript has 3 exons. Bases 1 to 1746 code for a protein of 581 amino acids. The record is from RefSeq and is a predicted model, not a curated record.